Rhizophagus irregularis DAOM 181602=DAOM 197198 is the source of this 453-nucleotide messenger RNA. NCBI's taxonomy places the organism in Eukaryota, Fungi, Glomeromycota, Glomeromycetes, Glomerales, Glomeraceae. The record is from RefSeq and is a predicted model, not a curated record.
AACAAAAUAUUACCGAACAAAAUAUUACCGAACAAAAUAUUACCGAACAAAAAAAAAUAUUACAGAACAAAAAUUCUCAAUAUUUUGCAAUGAAAUAUAUUUUCUUGUUUAUCAUUCUUAUUUGUACCAUCCAUGGUCUGACAGUUCAUGCAUUGCCUCUCCAUGAGGUUAGAUCUAGUCUUCUCAUGAAACGUUGUACACCUGGUGGCUUCAAUAGAGAUUGUGGUUAUGAUGAAGUAUGUGAAACUGAUUUUGAUUGCGCGUAUGGUCUUUAUUGUAGUGCCCUUACUGACUCAUGCUAUUGACUAAUGAAGUUUGGUCACUUUGAAUUUUUGAGUUAAAUUAUUUAUUAGUGAAUGUAUUAGUUAUUUUAUUUUUUCGCUGUAAAGAAAUUACAUCUAUAAUUUUUUUUAAUUAAUAAAUAUUUCUAUCAUGCAAAUAUUGCAUUCUUGA